AUGUUCUCCCUGCUGCCCGCCGCGCGUUCUGCAGAUGCGGCAGCGUUGGCAGGCGAGCAACGGCGAGAUGCGCGCCUUCGGCUCGCGUGCUUCGAGUACGUCCGCCUAUCGCUGCGCCAGGACGUGCACAAGCGACUGGGCUUAUACUUGACUCUCGUCACACUGAGCAUUGACGGAUGGCUCCGACUCUUGUCGAAGACACCCGCGUCCCCCACUUUGCGUCUCCGACGCAUCCCCUGCCUCCCGCGUCCCUACCGCCUGCGCCCCCGCCGUAUCCCCCCUCAGUCCUUGACGCCGCCUGCGUGCGCGUGCGCGCGCCCUGGGUGCACGGCUGACGAGCGCGUGCCGCGGGCGUACGACUGAUGAGUACGUGCCGCGAGUGAGGGUUGUGCUGGGCGAGGCGCGCAACCCUCUGGUCUAAGUGUUGCACCUGGCCGUGCUACUACCGUGUGCAUCGUAGCGUCCCUAUGUAGAAUUAUCAUGUAAUCUGUAGAAUUUCCAUUUAUAUUGUCCAUGA
Messenger RNA from Schizophyllum commune H4-8, 517 nucleotides. RefSeq lists its product as uncharacterized. The transcript has 5 exons. The record is from RefSeq and is a predicted model, not a curated record. Lineage: Eukaryota; Fungi; Basidiomycota; Agaricomycetes; Agaricales; Schizophyllaceae. Bases 1 to 363 code for a protein of 120 amino acids.